Mus musculus (house mouse) is the source of this 2142-nucleotide messenger RNA. RefSeq names its product epoxide hydrolase 2, cytoplasmic (gene Ephx2). The record is from RefSeq and is marked validated. NCBI's taxonomy places the organism in Eukaryota, Metazoa, Chordata, Mammalia, Rodentia, Muridae. Gene Ontology annotation, biological process: phospholipid dephosphorylation; regulation of cholesterol metabolic process; cholesterol homeostasis. Gene Ontology annotation, molecular function: 10-hydroxy-9-(phosphonooxy)octadecanoate phosphatase activity; magnesium ion binding; lysophosphatidic acid phosphatase activity. Bases 327 to 1832 code for a protein of 501 amino acids. Gene Ontology annotation, cellular component: peroxisome; cytosol; cytoplasm. The transcript has 19 exons.
UAGGUUCCCACAGCCAGCCUCCCCACUCUAGGCCACAGCCUUCCAGCUUCGUGUCUGUGUCAGCUUGACGCUGCAGCCCGGGCCGCCAUGGCGCUGCGUGUAGCCGCGUUCGACCUUGACGGAGUGCUGGCCCUCCCCUCUAUCGCCGGGGCUUUCCGCCGCAGCGAAGAGGCCCUGGCACUGCCUAGGUAAGGGGAGCCGCGCUGGGUCAGUGUCCCGCCUGGUGCCCUGUCCAUACGUCCAGCCCAGGUUUCAAAUUGCUUUCCAGAGACUUCCUGCUUGGUGCGUACCAGACGGAAUUCCCAGAGGGACCCACUGAGCAACUCAUGAAAGGGAAGAUCACAUUUUCGCAGUGGGUACCACUCAUGGAUGAAAGCUACAGGAAGUCCUCCAAAGCCUGUGGAGCCAAUCUACCUGAGAAUUUCUCCAUAAGUCAAAUAUUCAGCCAAGCUAUGGCAGCAAGAAGCAUCAACCGCCCCAUGCUUCAGGCAGCCAUUGCUCUCAAAAAGAAAGGAUUCACAACAUGCAUUGUCACCAACAACUGGCUGGACGACGGAGACAAGAGAGACAGCCUGGCCCAGAUGAUGUGUGAGCUGAGCCAACACUUUGACUUCCUGAUAGAGUCCUGUCAGGUUGGGAUGAUCAAGCCUGAGCCUCAGAUCUACAAUUUUUUACUGGAUACCCUGAAGGCAAAACCCAAUGAGGUUGUUUUCCUAGAUGACUUUGGAAGUAAUCUGAAGCCAGCCCGUGACAUGGGGAUGGUUACCAUCCUGGUCCACAACACAGCCUCCGCUCUGAGAGAACUGGAGAAGGUCACAGGGACACAGUUUCCUGAGGCCCCACUGCCAGUCCCAUGCAAUCCAAAUGACGUCAGCCAUGGAUAUGUGACAGUGAAGCCAGGGAUCCGCCUGCAUUUUGUGGAGAUGGGCUCUGGCCCUGCCCUAUGCCUUUGCCAUGGGUUUCCUGAGAGCUGGUUUUCUUGGAGGUACCAGAUCCCUGCUCUGGCCCAGGCAGGCUUUCGUGUUCUGGCUAUAGACAUGAAAGGCUAUGGAGACUCAUCUUCUCCUCCUGAAAUAGAAGAAUAUGCCAUGGAAUUGCUGUGUAAGGAGAUGGUGACAUUCCUGGAUAAGCUGGGAAUCCCUCAAGCAGUGUUCAUUGGCCAUGACUGGGCUGGUGUGAUGGUGUGGAACAUGGCUCUCUUCUACCCUGAGAGAGUGAGGGCUGUGGCCAGUUUGAACACGCCGUUUAUGCCACCAGAUCCUGAUGUGUCUCCCAUGAAAGUUAUCCGAUCUAUCCCAGUUUUCAAUUAUCAGCUGUACUUUCAAGAACCAGGAGUGGCCGAGGCUGAACUGGAGAAGAACAUGAGUCGGACUUUCAAAAGCUUCUUCCGAGCCAGUGAUGAGACAGGUUUCAUCGCUGUGCAUAAAGCCACUGAAAUAGGGGGAAUCCUUGUGAAUACUCCAGAAGAUCCCAACCUCAGCAAAAUUACUACUGAGGAAGAAAUAGAGUUUUACAUACAGCAGUUCAAGAAGACUGGCUUCAGAGGUCCUCUGAACUGGUACCGGAACACAGAAAGAAACUGGAAGUGGAGCUGUAAAGGGUUGGGACGAAAGAUCUUGGUCCCAGCCCUGAUGGUCACAGCUGAGAAGGACAUUGUACUCCGUCCUGAAAUGUCCAAGAACAUGGAAAAGUGGAUCCCUUUCCUGAAAAGGGGACACAUUGAAGACUGUGGUCACUGGACACAGAUAGAGAAACCAACUGAGGUGAACCAGAUUCUCAUCAAGUGGCUGCAGACUGAAGUCCAGAACCCAUCAGUGACCUCCAAGAUUUAGCCACUGGGGACACAUUUUAGUUUCUGGAACACAGCCUGAUCUACAAGUACCAGCAUCGUUCUUUUGCCAGCCAGUGAUUUUCUUUUAAAUGAAAAUGAUGGGAUGAGAUGUAAUUUUAGAUCGGGAAGAGAGUGUGUGUCUAAUUCUUUUGAGUAUGCCUGUGCCAUCAGAGAAGAGAUCCCACCCCAGUAGGAAGGUAUGGGGCAGUCCAGUUUAUAACUUUGCAACCAAACCCAAGCCUGCUCUUUUUGAAGCAGCUGAUUGGAGAGUAAAGAUUUUCAUUCAAUAAAGCUAAACCUCAGGGCUCCAG